GACUGCUCGGAUUAUCUCCUAAAAUCGCUGGCUGUUGAGGGCUAUCAUCACUUUCCAUCCCGCCUGACCAGAAAGAACCACGGGAGGCUCGAUUGGAUAACCCAUAGAUUGCCAGAGGUAUAAAACAAACAGUGACGACGCCCUCUUUGCAACGGGGCAGGCAGCAGUAUCUCCCCGACUGGUUCUCCUUCCCAGAGCACACGGAGCGUAAAUUCUCCGAGCGGGUCAACAGAAUGACUGCGACAUGGCUUGUCGCGUUGCUGGUCGUGUGCUUAUCACACCGUGCCACAUGCUUCAACGGUCUCCCCUCUUCAUGCGCUGACAUCUUGUCACAGGGCUCUUCGGACAGCGGCGAUUAUGACAUUGACGCGGGAAAUGGACAGAUGACCGUGUACUGUGACAUGUCAGGAGAUGAACCGAUCAGCAUCGUCCACCAUGAUCACGAAUACGCUGACCGGGAAGAUCGCAAGGUCGACAACUGCGAGGAGCCCGGGAGCUUCUCCGCUGAGAUCACCUACACGGUCAGCCUGGAGAAAGUUGUCGCCUUGGCCGACAUCUCCGAGUACUGUGAACAGUACAUCAGUUACAUUAGUCAUGGUAGCGUGCUGACAUGGUUUCAAGAAAACCUGCCGUACGGCUGGUGGGAGAACAGAUUUCAUAAGAAGAUGAAGAACUGGGGCGGCGCCGCAACAGGAACCAUUGGCUGUGGAUGCAGCGUCAGCCCUCAAGGCUGCAAGGAAGGAAGACAGUGCAAUGCUGACUGGAACAUCCACCAAGACAUUGAGGACUCCGGCUUCCUGAGGGACAAGCUUUCCUUGCCCGUCACCCGUCUGCGCUUUGGGGACACCGGCACAUUGGAUGAUGAUGAAUAUGGCUUCUAUGAGCUGGGGCCCCUUAGAUGUAAAGGAGGCCCUACGACAAAAGAAAAAGAAAUCCCCAUCAUUAAGACCAACACUGACUACCAUUACCGUUACGACCUGCGCCCCUUGGAGUCCGGCGAAUGCCGCGUGGAGUUUGAGGUUGCUGCCAACAAUGACGUCUUCCUGGGCUUCUCUGAGACCAAGGACGAGCAGAGUGACUUGAUCGAACUCAACAUUGCCGGCUGGGGGAACAGCCGGACCGUCUUCCGGGAAUGCAAGCAGUGCAAACCUCAAGCCAACUGGAGGGAAAAAGGCUUAGUCAGCAAGAAUGAAAUGAGAGGAUUCUGGGUGGAGUGGUGCGAUGGUUGUUUCCGUCUUGGGCGUGCUGGAGAAAAACAGUCACUCACCUGGUGUCCCCCUAGAAUUAAAGACUGGAGAUAUGUGGCCUUCACCACCGGUUACGGCAGUACUGGAAAGUUUAAAUUCAGCAGCUUUUAUGCCAAAGUUCAGCACACCUGCGAGAUGGAGUCUACCCACAUCAACUGUGGCAGCAAGCACAUAAACAUCAUCGACGCCAACUACGGGCGGACCAGCAGGGACAUCUGCGUCAGUGAUUACAUGAAGUCCACCCAGUGCCGCUCGACCAAGUCCCGCAGUGUCGUGGGCAACCUCUGCCACGGGGAGCACGAGUGCCACUUGGCGGUGAAUAACGGGGCCUUUGGCGAUCCCUGCUCGAGCACCUCCAAGUACCUGAAGGUGAUAUACCAGUGUCUACCGGAACGGGUCGAGAAGUACUUCCUUCCGGAGGUCUGCCUCGAUCACCAGUGCAACCCCCGGGGUGGGGAGUGCAUCCCCAUCAGCGGCUCCGAGUACCGUUGUGCCUGUAGGGCUGGUUUCCACGGCACACAUUGUGAAAAGGAGUUUGCCCUGUGCAGGGCCUGGGGGGAUCCACAUUACACCCAGUUCAGUGGCCGAUCUUUCAACUACCAAGGCAAGUGCAAAUACAUCCUGGCCAAGCCUUGCGUCGAGGAUGGGGAGAGGACGUUCAAGAUCGUUGGUGUCAACGUGGCGCCAGACUGGAACAAUAGAGUUUCCUACAAUCGACAGUUGGAGGUCAUGAUUGGCAAAACGGAGCUCUUCCUCCUGCAAAACAAUCAAGUCCUCAUCGACAACAACAUCAACAACUUGCCCUGCUCAGUAGGUGACGACAUCACAAUCGACUUAGACGGGAAAUAUGUGGUUGUAAACAGCGAAAGCUACGGAAUGAAGAUCAUGUGGGACGGCAGGGAGACCUUCAAGCUCUUCGUAGACAAGGACAUGUACAGCGAGAACAUGUGUGGACUGUGCGGCAGCCUUAAACCUCACAAGGACGGCAUCUUCAUCAUGAAGAGCGGCUCAGAGACAAAAGACAUUAUCGCCUUCGGAGACUCGUGGACUGCCAAUCCAUUCGAAUGCCCCAGCUGCGAUAAUUGCGUUGAUCUAGACUACUGCAAUGAAGAUGAGAAACUGAUGCAGAGAGUCGAGGCAGCAUGCGAGCCUAUCAGGAAUGCUAAAGGUGUGUUCGCCGUGGGCCACAGACAGUUUGACCCGGCCGAGAUGUACAGGACCUGCAUCUAUGACCUGUGCUCCCGCAAGGACUUCGACGACAAGCUGCGCUGCAACAUGAUGACGGAGUACGCCAACCGCAUCCUGGUGGAGAACCGGCUGAGGUACCUCCAGGAAGGCAACGCCAUUAUCAGCUGGCGUGAAGUGCUCGACUGCCCGUUUGACUGUCCCCAGGGAUCCACGUAUACCAUCUGUGCUAGUGCCUGCCAGCCGACCUGCUUCCAACCCAUGGCCCCUGCCAUGUGCCAGCUGAGCUGCGUGGAGGGUUGUGACCUCCCCGCCGGAUACGUCAUGGAGAACGGCAAGCCCGUCCCUGAGAACAAAUGCGGCUGUCGCUACGGUGAUAAGUACUACAACCGCGACCAGUCCUGGUUGAACCAUGACUGCACCUUGUCCUGCACCUGUGAGUCCGGGGGCCAGGCUGUCUGCACUGCGGUGAGCUGCAGCGAGCACGCCUCUUGCUGCUCCCGCAACCAGGUCCACGGCUGCCACUGUGAUGCCAAUUACGUGGGUGUCGGCACCAGCAGGUGCCAAUUGAUCUGUCCGUCCAGCAUGGGCAAUGAAAUCAAGCUGCGAGAACACAAGGAUGAGGGCCACCACGCCAUCAUUGACUUGAGCCAGCGCGUGGCCUGCGAGGGCUACAUCCGCUCCUUCACCAUCAAGCGACACGCCGACUCCAUUGAGCCCGUCACGCUCAUCGUCUGGCGUCGGACGGAGGAAAAGAGCAAGUUCGUCAUUGUGGGCAGCGCCCGGCUCUCCAUCGCUGACGACAGCAUGGACCUCUGCACCUGCGCCAACUCCAAGAUCCCCGUCCGCGUUGGGGAUUACAUUGGCUUCAUGUCGGCCGGUGGCACCGUGUACUACGAUGACGUGACCGACGAGGCUGGGGGACAAAUUCUGUCAGCGCCGUACUUCGACUCGAUCGAGCCCCUGACCGAGGUCCAGUUUCAGCCUAUGCAAGGCUCGAGGGCAUAUUCCAUCAACGUGUUUCUGGAAUCAUCUGAAGGCCAUCGUGUCGAAGCAUUCAUGUUCAGCAGCUACCUGGGCGUGCAGUCACGGGAGAUCUCAGAUAGCGCUAUGACGGCUUCGUCCUCCCUGGGCAGCUAUGAGGCCCACCGGGGCCGCCUGGACAACACCGAGUACGGCGCCUGCUCCUGGACGGCUGGCUCUUAUGACACCGACCAGUGGCUGCAGGUGGACCUGGGCCAGAACACGCUGGUCAUCGGGGUGGUUACCCAGGGUCACUGCGGCAUCGUGGACCAGGACCGCUCCCCCGUGGGCUGUGUCAAACAGUUCAACGUCCAGUACAGCCAUGAUGGGCAAAACUUUGAGUACGCGACGGAUGACAAUGGCAAGGCUGAUGUCUUCGAGAGCAACUGCAGGUGUCAGAAGCACAUCAAGAAUUUCUUCCGGGAUGCCCUGAUGACAAGAUUCAUUCGAUUCCGACCGUUGCUCUGGAAACGGGCAAUCAGCAUGCGAGUGGAUGUCAUCGGACGAGAUGUUGAAGUCGACGAACCUGACGUGGGGGGAACUGACACUCCCGAGGAGGCAGAGGAAGAGGACAUCGCUGUGGUGUUCACUGGCAAACCUUUCACCCGCUGUGGCUACCUGAAGGGGCUGCAGUACCGCCCCUUCAAUGGGGAGUCCUUCAUGAUGGCUGUCCUGCGCAAGACCGACCCCGACAACCCUGACGCCGACAAAACCUUCAAGCUCAUUGGAAGUGCCUAUGUGACUACGACCGGCAAUGACAGGUUGCAGCGCUUUGAGGUCGCAGGAGAAAACGAGCGCAUCCCCGUCCGCAGGGGCGACCUCCUGUGCCUGAUCUUCCAGAAGCUGGCCAUUGGCUACUCCCCGGGCGACAAACCCGCCGCAGAUGUUCUGACCACCUCCCUAGGGCUGGAUGAGUACAGGGCCAUCAUGCUGAACAGUGAAAUCACCUUCACCAAUUCGUUAAGGAGGCGGUACAACGGGGUCAAGCCGAUCAUUCAAGUUGCCACAACCAUGACCAUUCCACCAGUGAUGUCGAUGGUCGGCCUUGGCGUGGAGGAUGGACAGAUCAAGGAUGACCAGGUCACUGCCUCCAGCUUCUGCGACUCCCACAGCAAGGCGGUCCGGGCCCGUCUGGGUCUGAAAGACCAACAGGGUAUGACCGGCGGGUGGUGUGCUCGGGAAGUGGACCAGAGUGCCUACCUCCAGAUUAACUUCAACAAGAAGCGGAAGUGCGGUGGGGUAGUGACCCAGGGCCUCAGCAGCACCACGCGGCUAUGGUAUGUGCAGAAGUACGUGGUCAGAUGCAGCGUCGACCUGGUGACCUGGCAGGACAUCACAGACAAGGCUGGCGACACCGUGAUGUUCAGCGGCAAUUACGACCAGGAGACUGAGGUCUCCAACUACUUUGCCACUAUAUGGAUGUGCAAGGCGAUCCGCGUUGUGCCCAUGAUAUGGAUGGGCGACUUCCCUGCCAUGAGACUUGAUGUCUUGGGCUUACCAGAUGUGUCCAACGUGGAGCAGGAAAUAGGCUUCACCUGCAUCCACCGCCAGUACCAGGGGUCAGGCGGCUUCACCUUUGUCAUGCCAGACAAGAAGUUCCCCUCAGAUGGCUUUGUGACCGGCAUCCGCUUCAUGGCCGUCCGGCGAGGCUCUCUCCGAGUGAUCAUCUUCCGACCGAUCGACCAGGAGGCCAAGAAAUACAAGAUCGUAGGGCGCAGAUACAUCAAGAUCAAGAAGGCGGAUGUGGAAGUGGAAGUCAAGUUUAAACAGCACAAGAAGAGGAGAAAGCAAAAGAAGUGGAUCACCGUCAAGAAGGGCGACAUGCUCGGCCUGUCCUUCACCCGCUCGGUCCUGUACAAAGGCAUCGACAGCAAUGACGUCACCGACGUUGUCUACUCCAGGAACGUCCAGAUCUCCAACUUCCGCAAGCUGCGGUCUGGCCGGGCCAUCACGUUCAGUGCGGUGGCAAAGCGCAGCUACUCCAUUGUCGCCCUGUUCAAAGCCAAGGAACCAAGUUUAUGUGUGCCGCCAGUGGAUGCCCAGAACCCCCUGGGCUUGGAGAAUGGUCAGUUCCCAUCCGACAGCAUCACCACCUCCUCCGUCUAUGUCAGCAACCAGCCGGACCAGGAUUUUGGCCCCAACUCCUGCCGCCUCAACUUAGUGGGUAGCCACAACGGGGCCUGGGUGGCAGCCAAGGAUGACGACAAGCCCUGGAUCCAGGUGGACGCCGGUUCUGUGUCGGUCUUCACCGGCCUGGUCACCCAGGGCCGUCACGGCCUGCUUAACUGGUGGACCACCAAAUACCAAGUUGCCACCUCCCAUAACGAGGAAAAGUGGCAGGAUGUGCUGGACUGCAAUAAUCGCCAGACAUUUGAUGCCAACACUGACAGCGACACCGAAGUAACCAGAUUUUUUGGCUCUGCCUAUAACGGACAAUACCUGCGCAUCAACCUUCUGGAAUGGGUGGGCCGACCGGCUUUACGCUUUGAAGUUCUUGGAGAAUUUGAAACUGCUGUCACUGAGUACGGCCCGUCGUGCAUCGACAGAGAAUUCAUUGACAACCAGAACUACAUCCUGCUUGCGGCUGGAAUGUUGUUCCAGAGUAACGGUUACAUCACAGAGUGGAAUUUCUUCCCCAAGAAUGACCACGCCUUCAAGGCUGGUGUGUGGCGAGUAGACCCCGAAGACCCCACCCGCUACAUGCACGUGGGCAGCAGCGACAUCCCAGGCCAUACGCCCAAUGAGCUGGCUACCUACCGGCUGGACAGCCUUGCUCGUAUCCCGUUCAGGAAAGGCGAUGUCAUGGGCUGGUCAUUCAGCGAACCCGUCAUCUGCUAUGACGAAGGAGAGGAGAGCGUAGAGCUGCUGUACUCCGGCAACGGAGGCAACCUGGAACCCACCCCAGUCGGCCAGUACAGGAAAUUUGUCUCCAGUGGCAAGCAGGCGUACUCCAUCGGUGCCUCUGUGUCAAUUUCGAGUGUGGAGAGUGUGCCAGCAAUUGCUUGCCGGUACGGGCUGGGCAUGGACGACGACCUCAUUCCCGACCAGAGCAUCCAGACGUCCUCCGUCCUAGGACCGGAUUACGGUAACAGCCAAUCCCGACUCAACGCCGAGCCGACGGCCACAAUGAAGGGCUGCUGGGCACCUGCUCAGAAUAACAAAGACCAGUAUGUGCAGGUUGACUUGGGUAAGCCCACUGUGGUGACAGGGGUGAGCGUGCAAGGCUGCUCCGGAGAGGAGAGAUGGGUGACCAAGUUCCGGGUGGAGCUGAGUCUGGAUGAGCAGAACUGGAAGGAAGCCCAGAAUAUGCAAGACGGCAGGGUCUUCUAUGGCAACACUGAUUCCGACACGGUUGUCCAAGUCUUUUUCAAGCGCGAGUUCAAGGUGCAGUUCAUACGGAUAUUCAUUGAAGAGUGGAACAACAACAUUGGUCUUCGCUUUGAUGUGUUGGGCUGUCUGACCUCGUGCAAAGCGGAGUGGGGCGUCAACCCACUGGUCAGGAAGUGGGAGCACUCCCAGUGUGACAGGACCUUUGUCGUCAACACCCAGCACCCCCUAAAUUGCAACAGCUACAUCAAAGGAUGGAGGAUGGUCCCCAAGAACAAGGCGCCCGUCACCUUCUAUGUUCUGAAGCCCAUCGACACGGAGAAGGGCAAAUUUGGCGUGGUCGGCAAGACCUUUGUGCCGCGUCGCAAGAAGCUGAACAGGGGAGAAGUGUACGAGGUUCUGCUGGACAGAAAGGACUGGAUUGAGGUGCGCUCGGGCCACAUGAUUGGCUUCACCUCCAGGGGACGCAGCCCCAUCUUCCGUCACAAGAGGGCACACGACAGGGCCGUGCACCUGGUCACCCGCAACAAGCACAUCCGGGGCUGCAACCGGCUGGACGUCGGCGACAAGCUGCACAUGAAGCAUAACAAGAAGCGCUUGGCCUCGUACUCAUUCACCGCCAUCCUGACCCAGGAAGGUGUUGGAGAAGACAAGGGCACUGUGCCACCCAUCUCCUGUGCUGGAGGGAUCGGUAUGGAGAACAGGGCCAUCCCUGAUGAUUCCAUCACCGUCAGUAGCUCCACGGAUGUGCUCAACAACGGAGGGGCGGCGGCCCGCCUUAUGGGAGAUGCAGCAUGGAUCGCCGAAUCCUUGGAUCUCUUACCCUGCAUUCAGGUUGACUUUGGCUACCUGGCCAAGGUGACUGGCGUCACCACCCAGGGCGAUCCCAACAACCCGAACUGGGUGACAAGCUACGCGCUGGAGUACUCGGACUCUUUCAACUUCCUGACCAAGGAGCCCCAGAACUUCCAGUGGGUCAAGUUCAAAAACGCCAUCAAAGAUAGCUUUCCAGGUAACACCGACCAGAACACUGUCAAAUCUCACUUCUUCAAGGAAGAGAUCGAAGCCAAUGUAGUCCGCCUGUGGAUUGAGGACUUCCACAACCAAGCCGCCUUGAGAUUGGAGUUCCUGGGCUGCCCAGAUUCGGAUCCGUGCAAGCCCAACCCCUGUCAGAACGGCGCCCUCUGUCGCAAGUCCCAGGCCAGCCUGGGCUACACCUGCAGCUGCCCCAUGCAGUGGGGCGGCAAGAACUGUGAAAUCAGGACGCGGAAGUGUUGUGCCUACGGCGAUCCCCAUUACUGCAAUUUCGACGGGAAGAAGUUCAACUUCCAGGGCCACUGCAAAUACAUCCUGGCCCGGACCCUCACCACCAGCGCCCUGGACCACUUUGAGAUCUCUGCCGACAACAUCCAGAGCCCCCGUCGUAGGACGGUGUCCUCCACUCGGGAAGUCUACGUGAGAAUCGGCGAUCUGAACUUUGACUUCAAGAGGAAUCGCGAAGUCUUUGUGAACAACGAGCGUAUCUCCUGCCCCUAUGAGAGCGACGGUAUCACCGUCGUCGACGGCGGAAACAACCGUGUGGUUCUCAGAACCGAGUUUGGUCUGACUGUGAGCUGGGAUGGACGAAACAAAGUGGACAUCUUCCUGACAGAGGACUACAAGGAAGAGGUGGAGGGCCUGUGCGGCAACUUCAACGGCAAACAAGGAGACGAUUUCAUCAUCCGCUCAACCAAGGAGCAGACUAAGGACCUCAGAAAGUUUGGGGAGAGCUGGGGUGCUGAUCCGUCUUGCAAGGCCUGUGAGGACUGCCAAGAGACCGAUCAGUGUCGACUGUCGGGAAGGUUGAAUGAGGCUCAAGAGGCCUGCAAUAUCCUGAACAACCGCAAGGGACCGUUUGCCAUGUGCAUUGAAGGACUUGAUCCGCUUGAUUAUUACGAGAAUUGCCUGUACGACUACUGCGCCAUGUAUCCCAGCCAGGACAACCUGUGUGAGGACAUCCAGCGCUACGCCGACGAUUGCACAGAGAAGGGCUUGAAUCCGGGCAACUGGCGGUUGCCAGGCUUCUGCGAACUAAAGUGCCCCAUAAACAUGGUCUUCAGCCAGAUCGGCACGGCCUGCCCAGACACCUGCGGCAACCAGGAUGCGUCCAAGGACUGCACGGGACAGGCCGAGCCCAUGUGCGUCUGCAUGCCUGGCCUGUUCCUGGAGGGUGGCGACCGUUGUGUGGAAGACGCGCAGUGCGGCUGCACCUACGAAGGAAAGUACCGUGAGAUCAAUACGGAAUUCAUGUCGGAGGAGUGCAACCAGAAGUGUGCCUGUGACUCCGAACACAAUGUCGUGUGCGAGGAGAGUGGCUGCCAUGAACGCGCGGAGUGCAGAGUCGAAGAUGGUGUACGGGGCUGCUAUUGCAAUGAGGGGUGGACUGGAGAUGGCAUUAACUCCUGUGAAGAAAUUCUUGAACGGGUGGAAUUGGUCGUGUGCGAGAAUGAGUUGCUGGAGCUUGACUGCUCGGCACAGGGUGAGCGCAUCGAGAUCCUGGAGGUGGCGUACGGAACGCAGCCCCGGGAUGAGUGUGCUCAAACAGCCGACAACGCGGAUGUGAAAGAUUUCCGCUACGCCAAGACCAUCAUCCGCAACCGCUGCCAUAAUCAGGCCAGCUGCUCGGUCAGCGUCAGCAGCCUGGUGUUUGGCACCUUUGCCGGAGACACCCCUAAGGCCCUUUAUGUUGUCUACCAGUGCCGGGAGGAGGUGGCGGUUGGCAUCUGCCACCCGGACGUGGAGCUGAUCGCCUGCCAGGGCAGCAGCUUGGAGAUCCAGUGCGGCGACCUGAAAGCCGACAUCAUCCAUGCCGCUUUUGGCCGGCGGCAGGGUGACCACAACUGCCAGACGGAUGACAGCGUAGCACUAACCCAAGACUGCUUCGCGCCCUCUGCCCUGUUUAAAAUGGUGAAGGCAUGCCACCUUCAAAGUAUGUGCACCAUAGACGCCAUCCCUGAUACUUUUGGCAGUGACCCCUGCCCGAAUAUUGACAAAUAUCUGAGGAUUCACUACCGAUGCGAAGAGAGCCCUGAUCCCAGAGAGCUAGAGGAGAACAAGUGCGAUCCCAGUCCCUGCAUCCACGGCACCUGCGAGGCCAUCAGCAUCGAGCCCAAGUACAACUGCAAGUGUGACACUGGUUACACUGGACAGCACUGCGACAUUGGCGAGGCCACCUGCACGGCUCUCGGAGAUCCCCAUUACAUCACCUUUGACGGCUACAAGUACAGCUUCAUGGGUGCCUGCAAGUACACCCUGGUCAAGAACGCCGAUGCCGAAGUGCCCGACUUUGAAGUCAUUGUCUACAACGAGGCUGCCCGGCGCAAUCCGAGAAUGUCCUCCACGGUCCAAGUCGAGUUCCACUUCAAUGGUCGCGUCAUCAAUCUCAAGUACGGCGGCAAGACCCUCAUCGACAACAUGCAGUCUGAGGGUCUGGAUGAGCCUGGGUUGAAAGUCAGCGUGAACUACCCGGAUGUGGUGAUUGAGACUGAUGUUGGGAUAGUCAUUCGCUGGGACGGCAAAUUCAUGGUGGAAGUUGACGUCACCGGCGAGUACUACGGCCACACAGAGGGUCUCUGUGGCCCAUACGAUGGUGAUCCAUUCAACGAUUUCCUCACCCGCUUUGGAGAAACGCUGGACAACACCACGGCCAAUAUCGUGCCAUUUGCAAGGUCCUGGAACAUUCCUAAGAGCGGUUGCGAAGACUGCGAGGACUGCGAACUCCCAGAUCCCUGCGAUGAUGCUGGAGUCAAGGAUGCGGCGCAGGAGAUCUGUUUUGACAUUAUCAACGAAGAUGGCCCCUUCAUCGCCUGUCAUGAAAUGGUGUCACCGUCAUUCUACUACCAGAGCUGUGUGAUGGAUCGCUGCACCAUGCCAGAUGGCCUGGCUCACUGCGAUGAUUACCAGGCCUACGCUGAGGAGUGCCGGAAGUACAACAUCAUCAUUAGCUGGCGACGGCAAGACUUCUGCUUUAUUGACUGCCUGGCCAGGAAUAUGAUCUACAACCCCCUUAGCCCCGCCUGCCCAACCACCUGUGCCAACCCCCUGGCCAGCUCCACCUGUAACGAGGCUGACCGGGAGGACUGCGUCUGCCCGCCAGGAAUGAUGAAGGAAGGGGAAACCUGCAUCGACGAGGAGAAGUGCGGCUGCACGGACAAAGAGACCGGCUUCUACUACAAGCAAGGUGAAUCGUUCAUGUCCCCGGAUUGCAACAGAGUCUGUCAUUGCCCGACGGCCGACAACCUCAUAUGCACGCAGUACAAGUGUCCCCUUCACGAAGUCUGUGGCACCAGAGACAAUGCGCCGGCCUGCGAGUGCGAGGAGGGUUAUUUCCGCGACACCGAAUUGAACUCCUGUCAUGCCAUACCGAUCCCGCAGAUCCUGGUCAGAUCUCAGUUGCAGCUGGAGUGCUCCAACAUCGACUGCGGGGCAGGAUUCAUCGACAUCCUGGAAGCCAGCUUUGGUCCCCGCGUGGACGAGGUCUGCCUGGAGUCAGAUGCCCUGGACACCUGCCAGUCCCCCGUCACCCUGCCAGUCCUGCGCAACCUGUGCCAGGGCCGCGGCCAGUGCCAGCUGGACACGACCAGCAUCCAAGCCUUUGGCGAGCCCUGCUUUGGUGAACUGAACUACCUCUUCGUCCGCUUUGCCUGCACCCACAAGCCGAUGGCCCACGAGGUGGUCCCCAAGCCCUUCACCGUGCGAGUCUGUCAGGACCGCUCCCUGGCCCUGGCAUGCAGCCUUAACCAGGGGAUUGUCAUAGAUGAAGUCUUCUUUGGACGCCGCGCCGGCGAUGACUACUGCUUGGGCGAUGAGGGAGCACCAGCAGCAGACCAAUCGGAUUUGAGUGCACUUGAAAAAGCUCGCAACCAGUGCCGAUCUCUGCAGCCAUUCUGCUCUCUCAGAGGACCAGACUUUGGAGAUCCCAUCCAGGAAACUAAGGAAUACCUGGAAAUCACCUACAGGUGCAUCCAAACCAACUCCCAGCGAUAAGCUUGGCACAGCACCCUGGGCCUUGGACGACUCAAGAGAGGAGAUGCGAUUUGAACUCACAUGACAAAAACAUGGUUUGGGUUAAUUGUUUUAAAAUCAUAGUUGAUCCUAGUUUAAUUCAGUUAUUAACAUGAUUACAAAGUUCUGGUGAUUCCAAUGAAACUGAGCUCAUUUGCAGCUCACUUUUCUCGAAGUUCAAGCCCUCUGUUACACGUUCCUCCAAUUUUCACUUCCCUACACCCUGAUGACACUGUUCACACACCAUUCGGACCAUUUGGUCCAGUGAUAUUUCCGGGAGUCUAUUGACCUUCCUUACCCUGAGCCUAGAAAAGAAAAAUAAUACCUUCCCCCUCUUUAGUCAAUUUUAUUACCAUUUUUGUCAUUAGUUGAAGUUCAUGGUUCACUUUAGGGGCACCGUUAACAUAGAAGAGAAGGGCUUUAUUUAACAAUGCGAAUUAAUCAAUGAUUUUAACUUUUAAAUUGGUUGAAGGACACAGUUUUGUGUUGCUCAUAGUUUCAGGAAUUUUCGUUUUUUUUAAAACUUGGAUUCUCUUGGUGUUGCGUCAAACAAGAUCUUGAAAUGACCCACAAGCAUACACGUAAUUUCUGAUGUCAACACAGCAUGGUACAUUUGUUGGUAUUGGUUUUCCAAUGACAACCGUUCUCCACUGUUCAGUGGUAUUGUCACUUAAGUACAUGUAGCAACAGGUUGUUAUUUCUGUCAGUAAAAGUAACCUUGUUGUCAGCUUGUAGAAAUUAUACAUUGAGUUAUGAAAUUCAUUUUUUUUUUCCUGUUAGAAAAUUUGAAAGUUCUGUCAACAUCACGUCGGCACAAUCAGUUCUGCAUGCUCCAACACAGCACACCCUUGAUUUGUGCCUUAUUCAGAAUAUUUUUUAAUAUAUUUUUCUUAUUGUCUGGGUCAAAAGUGAAGUUUUGUUUUUCAAUUGGAUUACAUUUUGGUAACAUGCCAAAACUGUCUGUGCAAUGGAUAUGCUCGACAAAACGAUACUUGUUCUGGUUAUGCCAAUAACAGAAUUUCCUUUCUAGCAUUAAUGAAAUAACAAUUCUGAAUGUGGGUUUUAAUUUAGUAAGAGGGACAGGUUUUUGACUAUUUGGUUUGUUUGCUGUUUCUGUGGAAGCUAAUAAAAAAAAGCACGCAUUGA
This is a messenger RNA of Acanthaster planci (crown-of-thorns starfish), 12971 nucleotides long. RefSeq lists its product as uncharacterized. The record is from RefSeq and is a predicted model, not a curated record. NCBI's taxonomy places the organism in Eukaryota, Metazoa, Echinodermata, Asteroidea, Valvatida, Acanthasteridae. Gene Ontology annotation, molecular function: carbohydrate binding; calcium ion binding.